AUGUCGUGGUUGAAGAGUGACACCCUCGUUUGGGCUUCGAGUGCCUCCACGUACCUGGCUCUAACGGCAGCUCUGGCUCUCACAUUUGCCUGGCUCUUGACGAGGCAACGGAAGUCGCUGCUUCUUGCCAAGCUCCCAGGCCCCAAAUCUCAUCCCAUCUUCGGAAAUUCUCGAUUCGGAGGUGGCACUGCGGCAGAGCGCAUGCAAUGGCUGAUCAACAACAGCCGGCUGGGCGAAGUGGUUAGACUCUGGAUUGGUUUCGUCCCCCUGUGCAUGAUCUGCAGCCCGAGAGGAGCUGAGGUUAUUCUGGCAAGUCAGAGGCACACCCACAAAGGGGCCAGUUACGACCUUCUCAGAGACUGGCUUGGUGAUGGUUUACUGUUAUCAACAGGUAGCAAGUGGCACUCCCGAAGGAAGCUCCUGACGCCCGCCUUCCACUUCAAGAUCCUGGAGGACUUCCUGGACGUGUUCAACGGGCAGAGUACGACGAUGAUCCAGCAGCUGCGAGGGAAGGCCGACGGGGAGCCGUUCGACAUUUUCCCUUUCAUCACGCGCUGCGCCCUCGACAUCAUAUGCGAGACGGCGAUGGGGCGGACGGUGAAUGCCCAGGGCAAUGUAGAAUCCGCUUACGUGAAAGCUUUAGACAAGUUUGCCUACCUUUACAUCAUGCGGUCGACGACGCCGUGGCUCCGCCCAGCGUGGCUCUAUAACCUCCUCGGACCCAGGAAGGAACGCGACGCCUGCCUGAAGGUUCUUCAUAGCGUGUCCUACGAGACCAUCGCGGAGAGGAAAGCUCUGCGGGAAAAGUCCAAGAAAAGCGGGGGAGAAUCGGAACCAGAGGACGAAUCAGUGAUAGGCAGGAAGAAGCGCCUGGCGUUCCUGGACCUCCUGCUGGAGUACUCGGAGGGCGGCGCCAAGCUCUCCGACGAGGACAUCCGCGAGGAGGUGGACACCUUCAUGUUCGAGGGCCACGACACCACCACGGCGGCCAUGAACUGGGUUCUCUACCUUCUGGGUCAUCACCCAGAGAUACAGGCUCGGGUCCACGAGGAGCUGGACUCGAUCUUCGGCGCCGAGGACCGCCCGGCGACCAUGGGCGACCUACGCGCCAUGAAGCUGCUGGAGAACUGCAUCAAGGAGGGCCUGAGGCUGUUCCCGUCCGUCCAGAGGUUCGGCAGGAUACUACACGAAGACGUCCGCAUAUGCGAUUACGUCGUCCCGGCCGGAACCAACGUCAUGCUCUUCCCGUACCGAAUCCACCGCGACCCGAAGCAGUUCCCAGACCCGGAGAGGUUCGACCCGGACCGCUUCCUGCCCGAGAACAGCAAACACCGCCACCCGUACGCGUACAUUCCCUUCAGCGCCGGACCCAGGAACUGCAUCGGCCAGAAGUUCGCCGUGAUGGAGGAGAAGGUCCUCCUGAGCAGCAUCUUCCGCAAGUUCCGCGUCGAGAGCACAGUUCCUCGAGAAGACCUGAAGCUCCUAGACAACGCUGUCUUGCGGCCGAAGGGCGGGAACAUCCUAAAGGUCUUCCCGAGGUCCUUGGCAUGA
Penaeus indicus is the source of this 1551-nucleotide messenger RNA. RefSeq names its product cytochrome P450 4C1-like. Gene Ontology annotation, molecular function: heme binding; iron ion binding; oxidoreductase activity, acting on paired donors, with incorporation or reduction of molecular oxygen. The record is from RefSeq and is a predicted model, not a curated record. Lineage: Eukaryota; Metazoa; Arthropoda; Malacostraca; Decapoda; Penaeidae. The coding region runs from base 1 to 1551 and encodes 516 amino acids. The transcript is spliced from 11 exons.